Molecule: messenger RNA, 2457 nt
Organism: Cynara cardunculus var. scolymus (artichoke)
Lineage: Eukaryota; Viridiplantae; Streptophyta; Magnoliopsida; Asterales; Asteraceae
Exons: 8
Coding region: 130-1428 (432 amino acids)
Molecular function (GO): zinc ion binding; nucleic acid binding
Source: RefSeq, a predicted model, not a curated record
UUUCAACUGGCUCCUACAUCCUUCCCUCCGGUUAGGACUUGGCAGUGAGAAAACGAGCCCUAGCUUGUUAUCUGUUGCUGUCGCCGCUCACUGUUCUUAUCCUCCGGGAUUAUUACUUAUCCAAUAAAAAUGGCUAAUAGAGAAGAUUUAGACAUCGAUGAUGAUUUUAGUGAACUCUACAAGGAAUAUACUGGUCCUCCAAGAACCAAUACAACUGACCCCACAAAGACUAAUAAAACAUCCCAUGCCGCUUCAGAUGAAGAAGAGGAAACCCGAGACCCAAAUGCUGUUCCUACUGAUUUUACUAGCCGGGAAGCUAAGGUUUGGGAGGCAAAAUCUAAAGCUACUGAAAGGAAUUGGAAGAAAAGAAAAGAAGAAGAAAUGAUUUGUAAAAUAUGUGGAGAAUCUGGUCAUUUUACUCAGGGUUGUCCAUCUACUCUUGGAGCUAAUCGCAAAUCUCAAGAUUUCUUUGAAAGGGUUCCUGCAAGAGAUCCUCAAGUAAAAGCACUCUUUACUGAGAAGGUUAUAAGCAGAAUAGAGAAGGACAUUGGGUGCAAAAUUAAGAUGGAGGAGAAAUUUAUGAUUGUUAGUGGCAAGGAUAGACUAAUCUUGGCCAAAGGUGUAGAUGCUGUUCACAAAAUUAAACAUGAAGGUGACAAGAAAGUUGGUUCGAGUUCCAAUAUUGCUAGGUCAAGGUCACCAGAAGGGAGAAGUCCCAUUACCUCCAGAAUGGGACGCUCUGAUUCUCAAAGGUCUAACCCCAGUCCUAGAAAUUCUUCACAUUAUAACCAGCGGUUUGGCAGGCAAGAGAAGAUCAUUGAAGAGCGGGUGCGUGAAGAUUUGCAAAAGUUACCAAGGGGGUCCCCACAAGCAAGAGCUUAUGGGAAUGAUGGUGCCCGGGGUCGGUCAACACAUUCAAAAUCUCCUGCUCGACCUCCUUAUACUGGUGGUGCACAUAGUUCAUAUGAUGGUCACAGCCACAGCAGGGCAGUGCACAGGAAUAAAGGAUGGGAUGCUGACAAGCGUGGACCUGAUUUGCAAUCUAGCAGUAAAGGGGACUACUCUACCUUCCCUCAGACGUUGGAGGAUUUACAUUUGGAAUAUAAGAAGGACGCAAUGGAGAUGACAAAAAUCCGAGACAAGGAAGAAGAUGAAGAAAAUAACAGACAUCGUGAGACUGUCAGGGAAAUGAGGGAAAACUACAUGAAGAGAUUUGCUAUGUUGCGAGCAAUGCAUGCAAAGCAGUGGGAAGAGUUUCUUCAACUUGAUGCCCAACAGCGGGAACAGAGGGUGCGUCAGCACAUGCCUACUUCAGGAUUUGAUGGUUAUAAACAAGACAGUUACUCCGAAUAUGACAAUGCUGUUGGCAAUCCUUAUGCUGCCAAUAUGCAAAUGGAUUUAAGGGGCCCAGAACCAGGUUGGGCAUGAUUGAGGGAGCACUGAGUCUAAGGUUUGGUGGUAACCAGAAUCUAAAAUCUGGGUUGAAUCUUGUUUUCUGUUUAUGCUUAUAUAUUUUUGUCUUAGAUAUGAUUGCGGUUGAAAUAGUGAAUUAUUGUCUUAAAAGGAGGAUGAGAUGUUGGAUUCAAGUAUCAUGACAAGUUGAAGUUAAAAGAAGAAAAAAAUGCAAGUUGCUUGAAUUAAUACAAGCUUAAAGGUCCACUUGGUAUUAAAAUCUUAUUACUUUUUCAUGUGUGUUGCACUAUUGCCUUGGUCUGGCGUACCCCUCCAAUUAGCAUUACUAAUUUUUGGCAAUUUGCUUAUCUUUUGAUAAGUAGAGUUGUUCAACGAGGUUACAUAGUAGUAAUUAAUAUAGAAAAACAAUGUGCUGCUGCUCGAGGUCCUCAAUUUGGAGCUGCAUAAUCAUAGAAAAUUGAAGCAUUUGGAGAGAAAGAAGUAGUAAGUAGGUAAGCAAGCAUUAAGGAGAUACCUUGUCCUAGAAUUGUUCCAUAAAAAGAUCAACUCCAGUUAUAUGUGUUGUAGCAUUUUCAUGAGUCAAUAUAACACCUCUGGGAUCUCCAUUGGUGCCGCUUGUGUACAUGAUGGUACAUAUGUCACAUGCCUCAGGGGUCAUGGAUGUUCACUACCCUAUUCGUUCGUUCAUUCUUAAUCUCUUCAAAUCAUAAACUAUAUUUUACUCAAAUAUACAUAUGAAGCUCUGGGCAUUGCAAGCCUACAUCCAAGCAUCUUGUAAGUGUUGUUAGGAUACUUGUGAACAGAAGUCUCAAAGACAUCCCAAGUUGUUUUCAUAUGAGAAUCCAAAGGUGGAAAAGAAUCCUUGGCAACAAGAUUACGGUAAACAUGGAUCACCUUUUCCUUUUCCUUUUCUUCCAUCCUCCACCUUCACACCAAACUGCUUCUCCAUUACUACUACCCUAUUUCAAAUGCUAUUUAAACUACUACUAGUAGUAGUUAUGUUAUAAAUUCAUUAUCAGUUUUAUCUGUAUUAUAUCAACCCUG